Molecule: messenger RNA, 4824 nt
Organism: Naumovozyma dairenensis CBS 421
Lineage: Eukaryota; Fungi; Ascomycota; Saccharomycetes; Saccharomycetales; Saccharomycetaceae
Exons: 1
Coding region: 1-4824 (1607 amino acids)
Biological process (GO): cell redox homeostasis
Cellular component (GO): cytosol; mitochondrion
Molecular function (GO): protein binding
Source: RefSeq, a predicted model, not a curated record
AUGCCGUUACUUCAACCAAAUUCAACAGAAUGUUAUAGACUAGAACUACCAGAAUUACCUCCAAAUGUAAACCUUGAUGAGGCAACAAAAAAUAGAUUAUCACUAAAUGCAAGAACUGGGGCUGCAGUGACAUUGGCAAGAUCAAGUAUAUACGUCCAUGGUGGGUUGACUAUACCGUUAAAUAUAUCGGAAAUUAACUCAGCCACAUUACAAAAGGAAUUAAUCCUUUAUUUCUCUAAAUCUAAAGAUAGUUCACAAUCUUUCAAAAAUUUGAACGAUUGGAUCUCAUGUGAAGUGUUUUAUCUGGAUUUAAUUACAAGAACUUGGGAACGGAUUGAAACUAAUGCAACAACAGCUCUAGCAAGAACAAGUUCAUCUCAAUUUAGUGAACGAUUAUUUCAUUCCAUAUGUGUUAAUGAAAAUGCAUUAUAUAUAUUUGGUGGGUUAGCUAUAUCACCACAAAAUGAUUAUGAACUAAUUGCUACAAAUGAAUUAUGGAAAUUAGAUCUAUACACAAGGAAAUGGACUCUAUUAAGUAAAGAUCCACGUAUCACAAGAAGAUUUAAUCAUGAUAUGUUUGUUAAAUACGCUGCUGAUGAUUCUCAUGAUACAAGAUUGUUAAUCGUUGGUGGGCUGAAUAAUAUGGAUCAACCAUUAUGCACCAUUGAUGUAUAUAAUUUAAUUACAAAUGAAUGGGAAUCAAUUUCAAAUAGUAAUAUAAUAAAAAAAUUCGAUGAACAACCUGUAUCUAUCGUUCAUAAUAAAAAUCUACCAAUAUUAAUUGAGAAUAAUGAAGCGGAAGUUCCCACAUUGACAUUUUAUCAUACCAAUUCAAACGAUAAUAAUGAUAGCACCGAAGAAGAGGAAGAACAACUACAAGGGGAAGAAAAUAAUUAUGGCAAUUCAAGCAUUAAGAUAGAAAACGAAUUAUCACCGAUCAUUGCAUUACCAUUAUUACCACAGUCACAGUGUGUCAGGAUUGCAUCAGAAUACCUCCAAGAUAAAGAUUUAUUAAAGGUGCCAUAUAAUCUUCAACAUCCAAAAGGGGCAUACUUUAAUAGAAAUUUACUCAUAUCUGGAUUUUAUCCAAAUUGCCAGGCAUCCAAUUUUUAUGUCUACAUUUACGAUAUAUCAAUUGGGAAAUGGAUCCAAUUAAAGGCAUCUUGUGAAACAUGUUCAUCCUCUCAACACCGAUUUUGGAACUUGUUUGUUUGGCAAUCUCAUCAUCAAGCAUUACUACUAGGAACAAUGCAAGAUGAUUAUAAUUUACCUUCUGUACAAAGAUUUGAUUUGAUUACUUCUUUUUCUCUCCCCAUAGUAAACUCUUUUAAUAAUUUUAAUAAUAAGGCCAGUACAGAAUUGUUUCAAACAUCUUUCCUCCCCUCAUUAGCAUCUGAUCUCGGAUCUAUACCAACAACACCAAUAGAUAAAAGAACUCCUCCAUUAACAACUUCCAAUUCUACAUCCAAGAUAACAUCACAAUUUGAAAAUUACAUUCGAUAUAUUACAACGCCGUUAGAAUUAAAAUCUACAAGUUCUGUAUUCCCACCUUCCGCUAUGGUGGUAGGGAAAGAUGCAUUGGAAAUAUUUGGUAACACAUUAGCUGAUUUCGAAUUUAUAACAAGUGAAGGAGAUUCUAUCGCUGUUUCAGCAUAUUUAUUACGUAAAAGAUGGGGUAGAUAUUUUAGUUUCAUUUUAUCAAAUGGUUAUGCCAAGGUUUGCCAAGAAUAUCAUUCGACGGGUAAUCAAUCCACUUUGGUUAAAAUUGCUCCAAGUGACGUCUCGUAUACUGACGAUGGCUCUAAAUUGAAUCCUCCUCCAGCAAUGACAUCUUCAAAUGUAUCAUUGGAAAGAUAUUUUAAAAACAAUGGUAAUAAUCACAAUAGUAAUGGCAAUAACCAUACCAAUACUCUUGAUAAUAAUUAUCAUAGGAAGAAACACGAUACAACUACAAAUCGACAUCACGAGCAUAUUCCAUCUACUUCUCCACGAGGUUCCAAUGUUGCUGUCCCAAGAGAACAUACACUGGCUUCCAUGAGAAGAUCGCCGUGUAAUUCUCGGUAUAAUCUUCAUAACUCUCCAGAAUUAGAUUUUGAACCGAUACCUUCUAAUACAAAUCUUUAUGACGAUUUUGAAACAACAAGUUCGAAGACAGUUAAUUCUAAAACAAUAAAUGACUCAGUGACAAGUUCAAGCACUGGUAUGAUAUUUAGGGUCCCAUUCCAAGAAAAUGACAAAGAAGAUAUAUUAACAACGACGAAUAACAUUAAUAGUAAUACUAUAAACUACAACAAUAAUAACAAGAAUCUGAAAAAGAAACUUAGAGCAGGUAGUGCAACGGAAAAUAAUAAUUUCAUCAAUGUUCCCAAGAAAAGAAGAUCAUCUGUCGUUACAAACCCAAUGGGAUCCUUAAAUAAAUUAUCACCGCAUAUGGAGGACGCGAAAUCUCGCAGAGCGUCUAAUCCAAUUCAACCAUUAACUGAGAUCACUCAAAUUUCGCCUCCACCAAGUCGUAGAUUUUCCUUAAGGUUUACACACAGUGGGGCUAAUUCAAGAAAGGCAUCUGUGACCUCUCAAACAAGUUCCAUUUCAUUCGUAAGUUCUACUUCAGAUAGAUUAAACAAUGCAAUUCUUACGAGACGCAAUACGGAGACGGUAAUAUCAUCUAAUGAUCCGUUAAAAUCAGGUGUCUUAAACAUAUUUUUACCCCCACAGAAAAGACUACCAUCUGUUUCUUUACCACCUGUUCCUUCUGGGCAGGAACCUUUAGGUCCUUUCAAAAGCAGAACUAAUUCAUACAUCGAACACUUUCAUUCCGAUAGAAGCAGCCCAUUAUCAUCUAGAAGAUCAUCGUUCUUGAGAAGCUCUAGCGUUCCCGAAGUAAGAAGGAAGUCCAUGGCAGCCCUAGACAAGAAGCAAUCGAGGAAUGGCUCCUUUUCAAGUAAUGGCUCUAAUUCCCAUACUAAGAAGUCAUGGUCAUCUGCUUCAAACCAUUCUGACUCAGGGAGCGAGUUUUCUGCAGGACAAGUCGAAUUAGAACCACUCCUGAUGCCGAGAUCUUUAUAUAUGCCAUGGCCAACAGCAACGGUUAAAGCGUUCACCGAAUUCUUUUAUACGGGCCAAGUUAAUGGGAAAUGGAUGUUAGCUCCAGUGACUUUAGAUUUGUUACUCAUAUCAAAGAUGUAUGAAGUUCCAUUAUUAUAUGAUUUAAUUACAGAAGUCCUAUAUGCAAUAAUCGGUAAAAAAGAAGGAAAUUUGUUUGUGAAUUGUAACAAUUUGGACGACUCAUUCAAAUCUACUGUAAAAAAAUAUUUCAACUAUGAUGAAGCAGAGGUUGAAAAUUACUUGGACACACAUGCAACUUAUAAAGAUUUGAAAAACUUAAAGAAUUUAUUGGAAUUGACCGAUAGUGGGAUGUUAGAUGUAAACUUAAUUAGGAAAAUCUCUAGGAAUUUUUCUUUUAGUUCAUUUGAAAGUGAUUCUAUACCGUCAACUCCACGAACAACCAAGCAUGUAGUAUCGACAGUCUAUGCAGGCGGCCCUAGGGAUAGUCAUAAUUCUGUUGGAUCUAUUGUUUUUCCGUCAACGAAUGUUAACAUAACAAGUAAUAAGAGGUCAGUUUCAUUAUAUACUCCACGAAUGAAAGGGAAGUCAAGCCUAAGUAAAGAGAUAGAUCCCACUAUAUCCGAAAAAGCUAGAAAUAAAAGUACAGAUAAUCUAACAUCAAAAUCAAAAUCUUCAAGCAAACACUUUGACUCCACUUUAUUAGAUUUGGAUGAAAGAGAUCCUGUUCUUGUUGAACAAUUAGAUCAAGCCAGGCUGCAGGACUUAUCAAGAAUAGAAACAGACUAUCCAUUAAAUUCCGAAGAUACAUUAAGAACUGGAUCAACUGGAAAUAUAAUUUCUCAUACUCUUUCCGAUUCUUCUCAAUCGGACUCUGAUGAUUUUGAAUCACAAAUCGGACUAUUAUCAAUUUCAAGAAUGAAGAAACAUAUCAGAGAAGUGGAAAUCUUUGAGGACGCCAUUGACCCAUUGCAUAAAAUCAACAACGCUCUACAAAGUCCGUCCAAAUCAUUUGAUAUUAUAUCUUCCAAGCCAAGUAUCACCCCACUCAAUAGGGCCUUGAAGAACGAUUUAAAUAGCAACAACAAUAAUAGUAAUAUUGAUUUCGAAUCCCCGACUUUAGAAAGUAUGAUCUCUCCUAAUUCGUUGCCACCUGUUGAUUACGUCAUGAAAAUCAUUUAUAGGACAUCUGUUUUAGUGAAUGACACUAGAUUGAUGUUGAGGUGUAUUGAUUGUAUUGAAAUUUCUAGGAAAUUGAAAAUAAUUCGGAAGUUAUUGACUCAAGAUAUUAAUAGGAUGAAUGAAGAUGUACUAAAACGCUCCUCCGAGCAAGAUAAAUCUAAGAGAGGCAAACCGGAAUUGACUAUUCCUAUUUCUUCCAAUGGAACAAGAGACACAAUGACAAGUUUCAAGAUAAAACCAUACUCUCCAACGGCAACUACUUUUCGUAGAAGCUCAUCCAAAGCACAAAUUUCUCCUCGAACGUCCAUUCCCAAUGAUAUGGCAAAUAAAACAAUUUCCGGUAGGAAGUCAUCUACUCCUCAACAACAAAGGAUACUAACAAAAAGCACUGGAAGUGGAAGGUUUAGCAAUAUCUCUGCAAUAGUGUCUACCCCAUCUUCUUUGAAUACGGCCGUCAUUGCAAGACCGCCUUUGUUGGGAACGAACAGUAAUAGUAGCAGUUCUGUUCCACCAAAGAGCAAAAAGGACUCGAAUGCUAGCACUAGCAGUUCCUUUUCGUUUUUCGGGAUUAGAAAAUGA